This is a messenger RNA of Plectropomus leopardus (leopard coralgrouper), 1842 nucleotides long. The record is from RefSeq and is a predicted model, not a curated record. NCBI's taxonomy places the organism in Eukaryota, Metazoa, Chordata, Actinopteri, Perciformes, Serranidae.
AUGUCAUUGUCCAAAGCAGUCAAAAGGAAAGUCGACAGCAAAGGUAGGACGUAUAAAGAAGAGUGGAGAGAAAAAUAUGCCUUCAUCCUACCUGAUUUUAUGAACGCCAAGCCAGUCUGUCUCAUCUGCAAUGAGGUUGUUGCAGUUUGCAAAGAAUAUAAUAUCCGAAGGCACCACGAGACUAAGCAUGGCAACUUCAAAGCUGCAUAUCCACUCCAGACACUGACAGCUGGAUAUGCACACAGCAGCAAGAUCCUGGUUCGAGGACUCACGGCGCAGCAAAAGGUGACAAGUGCAUCCCUUAAAGCGGCAUGGGUUCUAACCCGGCACAACAAACCAUUCACUGAUGCAGAGGUUUUUAAAGAAGUGAUGGUGGCAGUUUUGGAGGAGCUGGCUACUGAUAAAUCAAUGGAUGGCGUGAUUACCUCAGUGAAACAGGUGCCUCUUUCUGCGAGGUCAGCUUCCCGGCGCAUAGACGCACUGUCAGAUGCUGUGCAUGGAGUCAUUAUCAGUGAUCUGAGUCAGGCCGAAUACUUUUCUCUGGCCAUUGAUGAGAGCACCGACAACACAGAUGUAAGCCAGAUGUGUGUCUAUGUGCGAUAUUUUGAUGGAAAGGAGUUCAGGGAGGAGUUGCUGUCUCUAAUUCCACUAGAGGGGAACGCCACUGGGGAAGUUAUAUUUACCAAACUGGAAGAAUUAUUCAAACUCCAUUCAUUGUCAUUUGAGAAAAUCAACCUCAUUGUGACAGAUGGGGCACCUGCCAUGGUUGGUUGCCACAGAGGUCUGGUGAGCAGAAUGAAGGAGAUCGCGCCCCAAAUGCAUGGAUUGCAUUGCCUUAUUCACCAGAGUGUCCUGUGCGCCAGGCUCAGUGGAGAGCUAAAGGGCGUUAUGGAUAAAGUAAUGCGUGUCAUUAAUUUUGUCAGAGGUACAUCAAGCACACAGCAUCGUCUUUUCCGACAACUUGUGGCUGAGUCAGAGGAGGCCAUUUAUGAUGACCUGCUGCUUCACAACGACGUGCGCUGGUUAAGUAAAGGCAAAGCGCUGGAGCGCUUGUGUGCGCUACUGGAUGAGGUUAAAGCCUUCCUGAGAUUAAGCAAGAUACGAGCUGCAGGCGACCACCUUGCCUUUCUAGAAGAUGAAAUGGCCAUGUCCAACGUUGCAUUUUUAACGGAUAUUUUUGGCCACCUGAACCAGCUUAACAUGCAGCUACAAGGGAGAGAUAAAACCAUUGUGGACCUGGUUGAAAAGCUGGAAUUGUUUACCAAGAAACUGGAGUUGUUCCAGUCAGACAUAUCAAGUGGAAGGCUCUUGCACUUCACUACACUAAAAUCACAGGGACGGGGAAAAGUGACAGGGCUGAUGGUUGACUUCGUCAAACAACUACGAGCCAACUUCAAGUCCAGGUUUGAGGACUACUCCAUCCCGAGGGACAUCAUCGCUUUUGUCCGUGACCCACUCACUGUCCAAAGUGCGGAUUUCUCCUCCCUGGCUAAAAAAAUCAUCCCCUCGUUGGAUGAGGCCGCAUUUCAGCUGGAGCUUAUUGAUUUUCAAACAAGCUCCCUGGUCAGCGAUGCGCUCAGAGCGCAAUCCCUGGAGGAUUUUUGGAUCGCAUGCUCAGAGGAGUACAGGUGGAUUAAGAAACUUGCCUUUUAUGUACUGACGAUGUUUCCCUCUACCUAUACUUGUGAAUUGAGCUUUUCUUCAAUGAACGCCAUCAAGACGCAUGCGAGGAACCGCCUAACGCGCAAAAAUCUGGAGAACUGCUUGUGGAUUAAACUGACAUCCAUGUCGCCAGACAUCCAAAAGAUUGUGACUGAAGGGAGAUGCCAGUUUUCCCAUUAA